This is a messenger RNA of Acanthosepion pharaonis, 1746 nucleotides long. The record is from the annotation of a GenBank genome assembly. Lineage: Eukaryota; Metazoa; Mollusca; Cephalopoda; Sepiida; Sepiidae.
AUGCAGUUCUUAUCUAAAAAGGGGCCAUCUGGUUUGCCUGAAAAUUCUUGGUCCAUUUCUGACGGCAGGGCAUUCUGCAAAGGAUGGAUCACAGAGUUCUGUGUUCUAGAAAUUGAAUCAGCAAAUAAGUUAAGCUAUCUGUCUUUCAACAUAUCUAUCUAUCUAUCUAUCUAUCUGAGGUUGUUUAUAUCUAUCUAUCCGAGGUUGUUCAUUAUCUAUCUAUCUAUCUAUCUAUCUAUCUAUCUAUCUAUCUAUCUAUCUAUGUAUUUUAACCUGUCCAUAUCUAUCUAUCUCAAUCUUUGCAUAUCUAUCUAUCUAUCUAUCUAUCUAUAUAUCUAUCUAUCUGACGGGGCAAUCCAGGAAAAAAAAAUAUGGGAGACAUGGUACCGGAUUUAUGUUUUCAUUUGCCGUGGAAGGUUAUCUAAUAUUUUCCUUCCUUCCUUUCCCCUCCUUCCUUCCUUCCUUCCUUCCUUCCUUCCUUUCUUCUUUCCUUCCUUUCCCUUCCUUCCUUUCCCCUCCUUCCUUCCUUCUUCCUUCCUUCCUUCCUUUUUCCUUUCUUUUCUUUUUCCUUCCUUCUUUCCCCUCCUUCCUUCCUUCCUUCCUUCCUUCCUUCCUUUCUUCUUCCUUCCUUCCUUUUCCCUUCCUUCCCUUCCUUCCCCUUCCUUCCUUCCUUCCUUCCUUCCUUCCUUCCUUCCCUUCCUCCUUCCUUCCUUCUUCCUUCCUUUUCCUUCCUUCCUUUCCCCUUCCUUCCUUCCUUCCUUCCUUCCUUCCCUUCCUUCCUUCCUUCCUUCCUUCCUUUCUUUCCUUCCUUUUCCUUCCUUCCCCUUCCUUUCCCCUCCUUCCUUCCUUCCUUCCUUUUCCCUCCUUCCUUCCUUCCUUCCUUCCUUCCUUCCUUUCUUCUUUCCUUUCCUUCCUUUUUUCCUUUCCCCUUCCUUCUUUCCUCCUUCCUUCCUUCCUUCCUUCCUUCCUUCCUUCCUUCCUUCCUUCCUUCCUUCUUUCCUUCCUUUCCCUUCCUUCCUUUCCCCUCCUUCCUUCCUUCCUUCCUUCCUUCCUUCCUUCCUUUUCCUUCCUUCCUUCCUUCCUUCCUUCCUUCCUUCCCUUCCUUUCCUUCCUUCCUUUUCUUCCUUCCUUCCGCUGAAUUACUCUUCUUUUUCGUUCCUCCUUUUUUGUUUCAAAAUUAACGUUUACUUUUCUUUUAUUUUUUUAAAUUCUUUUCAUUCAUUGCUGUCUAUUUUAUCUCCUUCUUUCUUUCUUUCUUUUCUUUCUUUCAUCUCUUGUUUGUUUUCUUUCUUUUUUUCUUUCAUUUCUUUUCACUCUUGCUUGCUUUCUUUCUUUCACUCUUUCUUUCAUUCUUUCUUUCAUUCUUUCUUUCUUUUCUUUUAUUUCUUUUCUCUCUUGCUUGCUUUCUUUCUUCUUUCUUCUUUACUUUCUUUCUUUCUUUCUUUCUUCUCAUUUCUUUUAAUUUUUCUUUCCUUUUUUCUUUCUUUAAUUCCUUCUUGCUUUCUUUCUCUCCGUAUUUAUCUUCCGCCCUACUUAUUCCUCUGUUUUCUUUUUCACUCGUCUCCCCUUCUCUCUCUCUCUCUCUCUCUCUCUAUUUUCCCCCUUUCUUCUUUUCCUUUCUCCCUUUGCAUUAUUCCUUACUUCUUUCCGUUCUUUUAUUUGCUUAUUUUUCUUCUUUCUCUCUUUCUUUCUUUUUUCUUCUUUUCUUUCGUUCUUUCUUUCUUUUGUUGCUUGAUUUCAUUUUAA